CUGUCGAUUUGAUUGGCAAACUAACACAAUCAUGUUUGUUCUCUUUGGCUGUUGAAGUGUUUCUGAUUCUGAUGCCUAGAACUGUUAGCAACAUAACCCCCGGUGAUUAUGGACAUUGGGCUCUUGCUGUUACAUGUAUACAUGUACUGGAGAGUUGAGGUGCAGCUGUUUGCUGUGAGGAAUCAUUUGUUUGAUCAAUUUCACGAUGGCUAUCAUAGUUGAAGCAUUCCAUGGAGGCUCCCAUAAGCAACUGGUAGACCUCCUCUGUAACUCUCAUAAGUUCUGCAAAGUCUAUACGGCACCUGCCAGGAAGUUUCCUUGGCGAUUGCGAACCUCGGCACUGUAUUUUGCCAAUGUCAUCGAGUCCCACCCGGAUUGCAAAGUUCUCUUUGCCACUAGCACUCUCAACCUGGCGGAGCUGUGUGGUCUACGUCCGGAUCUAGGCAGGAUGACCAAGGUGCUGUACUUUCAUGAAAACCAGCUAGUGUACCCUGUUCAGAAGACCAGUGACCUGGAUUUUCAGCUGGGCUAUGCGCAGAUUACUUCCAGCCUGGUUGCUGACCUGGUUGUGUUUAACUCACGGUUUAACCGGGACUCAUUCCUGGAUAAUGUUGAGCCACACUUGAAGCUCAUGCCCGACAUGCAGGUCAAAGGUGUCCGCAAGAUGAUCGAGAGCAAGUGCCACGUCCUCUACUACCCACUGCAACUGGAGAAACUGUCAUUGGCAGCGGCUGAGUUCCGGAGCGACAGUACUGGUGCAUCUGCUGCUACUGGCGCCGAGAGUGAGGUGGCAGGUGCUACUGCCGGCAGCAAGUGUCUGGUGACCAGUGACGCGUGUACUGAGCAGAUGGGAAAGCCUGCCUCUACACUGCCCACUGCUGAUACAGCAGCAGCACCACCAUCACUGCCCACUGCUGAUACAGCAGCAGCACCACCAUCACUGCCACCGCCGGACCAUCAGGUUACCUCCAGUGAGGCGCCGGAGUCAUCUUCAAUCACGACAAUGUCAGAAUGUAGUUCAGAUGUUUCCCAGUCUAAUGCUGCAUCCAAGUACAGGCCACUGCAUAUUAUCUGGCCGCAUAGAUGGGAACAUGACAAAAACCCGGAAGUUCUCUUUGCUGCACUGAAAGUGCUGGUCACAGAAGGCCAAAAAUUCUGUGUGUCUAUCAUCGGCGAGGCCUACCAUGAGGUGCCAGAUGUGUUCAUGUCAUCGCGAGAAUGGCUAAAACCUCACAUUGUUCACUGGGGCUACCUGAAGAGCCGUUCCGAAUAUCUGCGAGCCCUGCAAUCGGCUGAUGUAGUCGUUUCAACAGCCAUGCAUGAGUUUUUCGGAGUAGCCAUGCUGGAAGCUGUGCACAGUGGUUGUUACCCACUGUGUCCCAAUCGCCUUGUCUAUCCAGAGAUUUUCCCCAAAGAAUGCCUGUACUCCACGGACAAUCAGCUGACGAAGAAGCUGCGCACAUUCUGUCGUUUCCCCCACUUGGCCAAGGUAUCUCUAGAGAUCGACUUGGAGCGCUUUGACUGGGACAAGACGCUGAAGCAGGCGUACACCGACCUACUCAGCGGCAAAGAACCAUCUUGGAGUGUACCAGGCUGAGUGCAAACCCGGACAUGCAUUUACUGUGUAUCUACUUUGAAGUAUGCACAUGCACAUUGAAAGCGUCAAACACAACCUGGACUGUAUUGGCUCCGACUUGGUGCUCAACUCGAUGGAACCUCUAUGGUGGAUGACUGGGCUAUGGGCCAACUGUGCAGAUUCUGGGGCAUUAGUGCAACUGAACGCAACAGAAAGCAAAACUCCGUACAUACGUGGCUAGCAUGGUCCCACCAACACCUGUGUUCUCAUUCAAGUUCUGACUGUGCUCCUGAAAGCCUAGGAUGUCAAUUCAAGCAACAGCAAUUUUAAAGAUGCUUGGUAUCUUUGGCCUGGCAAGUUUCAACCAAGCUAGUGAUUUCACCCAGCACAACGGGACACAGGCUCUACCGUACCUGUUUGCUCCGAGCAUUUCCACGUGACCAUCAACAUUCAUCAGUACUCCUGCAUGUCAGCGUGAAACCAGAGGUAGAUAUGCAAAACUUUGCCCUUCAUGGUUGUUGGCCCUGGUCAGUGUAUGGUGGAUUUCAUCAUAGCUGGCUGCUCAUGAAACUUAUAGUGAUAGGCAGUGGCGUAGUGCGUACUGUACAACCGAGCUGGGCUUGUGCAGCAGUGGACUUUAUUGUGCUUGUAUGCACAGCAGCACUAAAACGAUGUAAUCCAGGAAUUUUGCCAUGCCAGCAAGUUUCGAGUUGCGUACUAUGGCUUUCGUGUACUCUUGGCGACUCACGGUUGCGUGAGGUCAUUUGGAUGUUUGUAUUGUUCCUGUGCCUGAGCCAUGUUUAUUUAUUUCCUAAGCAUCAUUGUUGCAACACUCGCCCAGCACCAUAGGCCAUUAGUACCUGUGCAGUGCUAACAUAGGCAGUCGCUUUCAUUAUUUUCAUAGCAUUCAAGAUCUUAGAAGUUAGAACAAAACGAAAUACCCUGUGAUUGAGCAAAUAAAAACAUAAAGAGCAACUGAUUGGAGCGCUUUGAGUAGCGCUUUGAGUAGCGCUUACACAAAUGUACCCGGGUUGGUAAUUCUUUUCUGAAGCCAACUGCAAAUUUUCUCAUGAAAAAAUCAAUGGUUCGCUCUGUGAUGGCCAGUGCGUUACCUAAAACAGAUAAGUUCAAGUUUCUUUGAGAGCGCUAUGUGUCAUCGGAGUUGAUGUGUGCAAAGUGUUUUGUAAAACUGUUCUCCAGUCUGUGUACAGUUCCCUGGAAGUUAAAACCGGUCGGGUAAUCCUCGUCUGGAUUGGCUUGGUCAUCGUAGACAAAGUGCUUUCCGAAUUCGAUCGCCAGUGAUGACUUCACCAGUCCAAUGCCGCCGAGUUUCUCUGGCGCCUCGUGAUAGAUGCGCCCGGUGCCUGGCAGCAUGAACAAAGACUGUGGCUGGAAUGGAAUACUAAGGAUCUGAUGCAGAUCACCACCAUACCAUAACUUGUACACCUCGUCAUCGCCACCAUCAGUACUGCUCCGAUGCUGCUGCUGCUGCUGCUCUGUACCUUGUGUUGCACUUGAUGAUAACUGCACUGGUUGUUCACCAGUGGUCAUUGCUGAUUGUGGAUCAUUCCAGUCAACAGGUACAGUGCCACGCGACAGCUGGGAAAAGACCACUGGCAGAUCAUCACAGCAUACGUAGUUUAUCUCUGGACCGCAUGGUGAGUAGAACGGAAACUCGUCCCGGUAGCGGCUUGUGUCGUUUGCCUUCAGGCGCCGAAAGAAGAAUCUGAGAAAGGCCCUGUCUGGACGGAGAAAAAGAGAGGGAGGGAGAGAGAGAGAGAGAGAGAGAGAGAGAGAGAGAGAGAGAGAGAGAGAGAGAGAGAGAGAGA
Sycon ciliatum is the source of this 3405-nucleotide messenger RNA. RefSeq names its product tRNA-queuosine alpha-mannosyltransferase-like. Gene Ontology annotation, molecular function: glycosyltransferase activity. The transcript has 9 exons. The coding region runs from base 206 to 1597 and encodes 463 amino acids. The record is from RefSeq and is a predicted model, not a curated record. NCBI's taxonomy places the organism in Eukaryota, Metazoa, Porifera, Calcarea, Leucosolenida, Sycettidae.